AUGGAGAUAUUGAAUGAACUGUCGAAAGACAAACUUUUACCUUCAUUAUUUGUAUUUGAUAUCGAUUAUACGCUUUGGCCGAUAUGGAUAGAUACUCAUGUCUCCGGCCCUCCUUUCAAAGCUGAUCCUUCAAACCCUCAUUGCGUUAAAGAUAGACAUGGAAAAUUAAUAAAAUUAUACUCUGAAGUUCCAGAAAUUUUCCGAUUGAUUAAAAACUGUUCUCGACCACACAUUGCUGUAGCAUCAAGAACUCAUGAACCAGAAUGGGCACGCAAAGUCUUAUCUAUUAUGCCUUUCUCCGCGAGUAAAGAUUGUGAUUCCGUUAAAUUUCCCGCAUCUAAUUCGUCUAAAGGCGUCAACUAUCGCUCAUUAGCUGACAUAAUUGAUUAUGAUGAGAUAUAUCCUGGUUCAAAGUUGAAACAUUUUCGUUCGCUGCAUAAGAAAAGUGGAACUCCUUAUUAUGAAAUGAUUUUCUUUGACGAUGAAAUAAGAAACAACGAGGUUGAGCAAGAAUUAGGAGUACAUUUUGUUUACGUUCCGAAAGGGAUGACGUUAAAUCUAUUUCUAACAGCUAUAAAGGAUUUUGCUAAAAAAAGAAAAAAUCCUUAA
Funneliformis geosporum is the source of this 609-nucleotide messenger RNA. Lineage: Eukaryota; Fungi; Glomeromycota; Glomeromycetes; Glomerales; Glomeraceae. The record is from the annotation of a GenBank genome assembly.